Molecule: messenger RNA, 1382 nt
Organism: Thalassophryne amazonica
Lineage: Eukaryota; Metazoa; Chordata; Actinopteri; Batrachoidiformes; Batrachoididae
Product: keratin, type II cytoskeletal 8-like
Exons: 7
Coding region: 45-1382 (445 amino acids)
Biological process (GO): intermediate filament organization; keratinization
Cellular component (GO): keratin filament
Molecular function (GO): structural constituent of skin epidermis
Source: RefSeq, a predicted model, not a curated record
CCUCCACCUACAGCACCUCAGAGUGACAGACCCCCGCCGUCAGCAUGUCUGUUAAGGCUGUGAAAACCGCUACCUUCUCCACAGUGCCAACCUCUCCCAGGGGACCAAGCCGGGGCUUCAGCAGCCGCUCUUUCUCUGGCUACAGUGGACGAAGUCUUGGUGGUGGCAGGCAGGGUUACACUGCUCGCACCUCUUAUGGGGGUGUGGGCAGCAGUGGAGGUGCUGUUGGUGCUGGGGGGAUUCAGGUGUUAGGAGGGUACGUUGCUGGAGGGUCUAGCCAAAGAGGAGGUGUAGUAGAGCCUGGCAAUGUGGGGUUUGGUGGAGGUAUGGGUGAAGGCAUGGUCAGUGAUGUGGUGGCCCCCAUCACAGCAGUGACGGUGAACAAGAGCCUGCUGACCCCCUUGAACCUUGAGAUUGACCCAACCAUCCAGGCCAUCCGUACAGAGGAGAAAGAGCAGAUCAAGGCGCUGAACAACCGCUUUGCUUCCUUCAUCGACAAGGUUUGCUUUUUAGAGCAGCAGAACAAAAUACUCGAGACCAAGUGGAAACUAAUUCAGGAACAGACCACAUCUCGCUCCAACACAGAUGCCAUGCUUGAAGCCUACAUAGCCAACCUGCGUAAACAACUUGAUCAUCUGGGAAAUGAAAAAGUCAAAGUGGAGACUGAUCUGCAUCAGAUGACUGGCUUGGUUGAGGACUUCAAAAACAAGUAUGAAGAUGAGGUCAACAAGCGCAACGAGUGUGAAAAUCACUUUGUCUUUGUGAAGAAGGACACAGAUGCAGCCUACAUCCUCAACGUGGAGCUGGAGGCCAAACUGGAUGCACUUUCUGAUGAGAUUGAGUUCUUGAAACAGUUCUAUGAUGCAGAACUCAGUGAACUACAGGGCCAGAUCAAGGCAACAUCUGUUGUGGUGGAGAUGGAUAACAGUCGUUACCUUGAUAUGAACGCCAUUGUUGCUGAAGUACGGGUCCAGUAUGAAGACAUUGCUAACCGCAGCAGAGCCGAAGCUGAGCAGUGGUACCAGAUUAAGUAUGCAGAGAUGCAGCAGUCAGCAGAUAAAUAUGGUGAUGACCUGAAGGCAACCAAGGCUGAGAUUGCUGACAUAAAUCGUAUGAUAAUGAGGCUGCAGUCUGAAAUUGAAAUAAUUAAAUCACAGCAAAAUAGUUUGGAGACUCAGAUCGCAGAGGCUGAAGAACAUGGUGAGAUGGCAGUGAAUGAUGCCAAACAGCAGAUGAGAGAGCUGGAACAGGCUCUACAGAGAGCAAAGCAGGAUAUGGCCCUGCAAGUCCAUCAGUACCAGGAACUCAUGAAUGUGAAGCUGGCACUGGAUAUUGAGAUUGCAACGUACAAGAAACUGUUGGAGGGAGAAGAGGACAGGUAA